GGCGCGGGGCCUGCCGGGAGGUGUAGGCGGAUGACCCGUCCACCGCGGGGCAUGCUGGGAGAUGUAGGCGCCUCCCGGCCUAGGCCCGAGCAGGUGCUGUAAAUCUUGGAUCCUCUGUCCCCAGGGCAGGCAUGGCUGGGUGCCGAGGAUUUGUCUGAUGGUUCCCAGGCCGUGCUGAUGCUGCUCUGCCAGAAGAGAGAUGGGGAAAAGAUACUUCUGUGAUUACUGUGACAGGUCCUUUCAGGACAACCUUCACAACAGGAAGAAACAUCUCAAUGGAGUGCAGCAUCUCCGGGCUAAGAGAGUUUGGUACGACUUAUUCCGAGAUGCUGCCGCUAUCCUGCAAGAGGAGCAAACCAAGAAACCUUGUCGGAAAUUUCUGCAAACAGGACAGUGUGACUUUGGGUCCAACUGCAGAUUUUCCCACAUGACAGAGCAGGACCUGGAGAAGCUGAGUGCCCAGGUUCAAGGGGAGCAGAGAUUGAAGGAGCUGCGGCAGGAGGGAGCAGAUGUCCCACUUGGCACCAUAGAGGACUGGCUGGAGAAGAGAGCAAAGAGACUGAGCACAACUCAGAGUAACAGCGCUCUGCCCGAGAAACCAGCACCUUUCCAGUACCCGCCAGGCUGGCCUCCAGUGCAGGAUCUUCCCCCAUCCCUGCAGGCCCCCCCACCCGGAGGGUGGCCAGUCCCCCCCAACCUGCAGUGGGGCUGAGGCACAGGGACCCCAGAGGUCGUGCCGGAGAUGGACUUCUUCCUUGCCUGCUCUAAGAAGGGGACAGAAUUAUUUAUAUAUGCUUUUAUAUCAAUAAAAGCCUUCCCCCCUGUUGCA
Phalacrocorax carbo (great cormorant) is the source of this 829-nucleotide messenger RNA. NCBI's taxonomy places the organism in Eukaryota, Metazoa, Chordata, Aves, Suliformes, Phalacrocoracidae. The record is from RefSeq and is a predicted model, not a curated record.